Messenger RNA from Xiphophorus hellerii (green swordtail), 2834 nucleotides. It is a transcript of the gene adm2b, whose product is annotated as adrenomedullin 2b. The transcript is spliced from 2 exons. The record is from RefSeq and is a predicted model, not a curated record. Lineage: Eukaryota; Metazoa; Chordata; Actinopteri; Cyprinodontiformes; Poeciliidae. Gene Ontology annotation, cellular component: extracellular region. Gene Ontology annotation, molecular function: hormone activity. Gene Ontology annotation, biological process: regulation of systemic arterial blood pressure; positive regulation of heart rate; adenylate cyclase-activating G protein-coupled receptor signaling pathway. The coding region runs from base 399 to 890 and encodes 163 amino acids.
AGUUUAAUUAGGUUAUUGGAGGUUUUGGUUGUUGAGGAGGAAAAAGAAUAAGCCUCCCUCCUCCCGCCUCCUCCUGCUUCUCCAGAGUGGAUUUAUAAAGGAGAAACCCUCCAGUUGUUCCCAAAGAGCACUCCAAUCAAGUACUGACUUCUCACGUCAGAUAACAGGUCAGUGCUCAGAGGACGCAGGAGACACGCCUGAUGAUGCUGGUUUUCAUUAAAGCCAAUCCGGAACUCUUUACCUGUUAGAUAGGACUUAUAAUCUACAAUUUUGCUUUGACUCAGCUGUUGCUCACAGCUGUUUUCUCUGUUAUUUAAAAAAAAAAAAUCCAAUUUUUGAUCCUACCUGGCUCUACUGAGAUCUGCUUCCUACAGGAAGGUUUGCCCCUCUCUGCUGCCAUGACUGGCCUCCCCCUGGUGUGGCUGUGCUUGCUGCUCAGCCUCCUGCCUCUGGAGAUCCAGUCCCGGAGUCUGAGAGCUCACAGACACAGGUUAGGUGAACCCAGAAUCUGUAAAGCGUCUUACCCCAACUCCCCACCAGGUGUGUCUGAUCUUUCUGCUGCCAUCAGUAAUCCAAUCCCACAGGAAGAUACACAACACACUGGGAGGGCCCCACCGCACAGAGACCCAUCAUCAAAGUUGUCUGACAUGCUUCUUCAUGGAAACAAUAACUCGCUGCCGGUGGAACCGGUGUGGCAGCGGGGUUCAAGGGGUCGUCGUCAUGCCAACAGUGGAAGCUCAAGGGGCCAUGGUCAUCUGAUGAGGGUGGGGUGCGUUCUUGGCACCUGUCAGGUGCAGAACCUCAGUCACCGACUCUACCAGCUAAUUGGACAGAACGGCAGGGAGGACUUCUCCCCCAUCAACCCCCGCAGCCCCCACAGCUACGGCUAGCAUCACACCUCCAAUCAGAGGCGUAUUGGAGCAUUCAACCUUUCCAAAUCAUUCAUUUCCAUUGGACCACAGAUGGAAAACUUGACACCGAUGUUUACCCUAUCCAUUUAGUUUUUUUAUAGUUGUAGCUAGUAAUUUUCAAUGACUUUUUGAUAGCACUGUUCUCACUGAGGAAUUUCUUCAGAUCUGUGAAUGUUACAGCAUUUAUAAAGAAAAAAAAAAUGCUGUGAGAGAGUUAGAUGUCAAACAAACAAAGGGUAAAUAUGGCCGAAGAACUAAAUCUGUAUAUUACUAAAAUGUUCCUGAGAGAAAAAGAGCCAACUGGUGGUGUGUCACAUAUGCUUUGUGAUUUUUCUUUCUUAAUGAUGAGGGGAAGUGGCAGGAAAUCAUUGAUGAGGUAGGAAACCCCAGCUUCCUAUAAUUUUAGGAUUUAGUAGCUAAAGAAAGGAGAAAUUGGCGAGGCAAUGCCUGAUCCAGCCAGAAGUGUCCAGUCUUGAUUCAAAGACCCGGGGGCUCUCACAGUUUAUUAUUCCUUUUAUAAUAAAUUGUGUUUUCAUGACAAGUUGAGACAAAUUUAUGGUUUCUAAAUCAGCCAUGGUAUGCGAUGGCCAGUCAAGACUCGUCCAUGCAGAUGUUCCAAUCAGGACUUUUUGUGAUACCUAAUCAGUCAUUUGGGAUUAAGCAUUUGCAGAUACCAAAUCCCAAACCCCUGCAUCUCUUGCAGGUCAUUAGACCUGCAAGUGAUGUCUAAUGACAAAGCUCUAACUUAAGUUUGGGUGUUUGAUCUAAACACAGCAAACCAGAACAGUUUUAAUAGUUUAAUAAAACCAAUAUUACAGAGAUUUUAUUCAAAUUGAACACUUCUACUUUCGGAGCAGAACUCCUACCACUGUCGCCUCAAAAAAAUUUAAAUGAUGGAAAAGAUAUUCUCCAAACUCAACGAUCUGCAGAGGUAAACUUUUUUCCAAACAAAAUCUUUUGAACACAUUUGUACAAUGAGUUAAGAGUUUUAUCUUUUAAUUCAGCUCAAUUGACAAAGUAUGGUUCCAAUUUUAGUGACCCAUGAAAUAUAAAACAGCAAUAAUCAUUCAUUAUUUUAUGAAUUCAUAGACUUAGUUUGUUUUGAAGCUUGAGGUAAUCCAAUUACAUUUAUCUGUUAGUUGAACUGUGAUAAAUACAGAUUUCCCAGAACUGAUCAGACUAUUCACAAUUAUUAACUGUAUUUGGCACAGAAAACAGUAGGAGCAUACAUUACAAUCAAUUAGAUGACAAAACUUGCCUUAUCUUAAUGUUCUUUUAAAGUAAAUACUACAAAUAAGAAAAUAUAAAUACUACAAUCGUGCCAGUUUUUCACCAAGUUUAACAAACAUUUUACCAGCAGACUAUUUUCUCAAACUUAGCUGUCUGUCUAACAUCAGCUUUCAGCAUCAAUAUUGUUCCUGCUGUCCGAACUUGAGUGAGCUCAGUACUAAUCUCCAAAAAGCACUUUAAUCUCCAUGUGCAAACAAGCAGCUUUAGCAGCGAGGACAACCGCUGACCACACUGACCCCUCACUCCAAACGCUCACAACUCAAUCAACUAAAAUGAAUGCUGCUAAUCCAGGAUCUUGCUGCAGAUUUCUUAGCAGAGACUGAAGGUUGUCUUAACUUUCAGAACGAACAGAGGAUAGUGGAUGUAUCAAAGCACUGACUGGAAACUGGAACAGAGUGGGAUUUUGCUUUUUUGUAGUAGUUAUUUCCAGGCUUUUAAAAUAAGCCUAAAUGGGAUUACUGCUAUUGAGGUCUCUUUUUGUCCCUUCUGUUUCUGUGUAGGAGUUCAGUCACUUUAGUUUUGACUCAGUUUUGCUCUAAACUGUAAUAGAACAACAUGAAAGCACUUUGUAAGCAUGGCUUGAAUUUUAAAAGCAUGUCUUUAUUUCUAUGUCAAUAAACUACUGAACUAAUU